Acyrthosiphon pisum (pea aphid) is the source of this 3886-nucleotide messenger RNA. Its product is annotated as protein eva-1 homolog C. Gene Ontology annotation, molecular function: carbohydrate binding. The transcript is spliced from 9 exons. Lineage: Eukaryota; Metazoa; Arthropoda; Insecta; Hemiptera; Aphididae. The coding region runs from base 260 to 1663 and encodes 467 amino acids. The record is from RefSeq and is a predicted model, not a curated record.
CCCGCGUGUGUGCACCGUCGCCAGUUUUCCCGCAGCUUUCGUGUUGUUCGUUCGUCCGCCGCCGUGUCUGUCGCGCGUCACCAAAAGACACAAUAUUUUUUACGAUAGACUACGCGCUCCGUCUUUGAUUUCCAUUUUUACCGUGAUACCUGUAUAUUGUAUGCAAUGCAUGUCCGAGAAAUUUUUUAACGACAUGGUUUGUACGUUGUCCGACCGUAGUGUUUUGUGAUAUGUCCAAAGUUAAGUGAUCGAGACGGCCAUGAUGUUAUGCCGUAUCACUAUGGCGAUGCUGCUGCUGUUGCUGCUGUUUCAACGGACGGUCAUCGCGGAUAAUUUAGCAUUGUUAACCGGCACGCUCAGGACAUACCACAGGGUGGGCUGCGAGACCCAAUCGUUGGCGCUGACGUGCCCAACCGGUACGAUCAUCUCGGUGCAGUCGGCCCAGUACACGCCGGGUUCGUUGGCGUUGCCCUGCUCCGACACCGGACUUGCCGCCAAUCUCAACAACAGCUGCAGCUGGCCUCAGGCCUUACAGUAUUCGCUGCUACAGACUGUGGUAGAGGCGUGUCAGAAAAAACAGCAAUGCAGAGUUCAGCCAUCUGUGGGCAAAUACGAUCCUUGUCCAGGCCACCCAAAGUUCAUUCAAGUCGAUUAUAAAUGUCGACCAUUCGAGUUCAGGAGCAAAGUGGCAUGCGAAAACGAGGUGGUCAACUUGCAGUGCAAUCCGAAUUCCCGGCUGGCCAUGUUCUCGGCGAGCUACGGACGGACAGAGUACGAGAGUAUCCAGUGUCCGCAACCACAAGGCGUUCCCGAAGAGACGUGCCUGGUGAGUUACGCGACGGAGACUGUGAUGACUGUGUGCCACGGCAAGAGAAAUUGCAGACUGGCGGCGGAUGCGGCUACGUUCGGAAACCCUUGCAAACCAGCUUCGAGGAUGUACUUGAAAGUCGUUUACAACUGCGUGCCCAGGAGAGUGUUAAAAGAACAAUUCGAAGAGCCUGCUCAUUCCGACGAACCGACUGUAAUGGAACUGGACUACUUUGACAACCCCGGUGUGGCCCCCGUACAGCCAUUCGAAUCCUUAUCCCCGCCCGCCAACGACCCCAGGACUAGGUACAACGAGUCGGCUGCUGAUCCCGUUGGGCAUGGAAAUUCAUCUAGUUCGUCACUGGGUACGAUAUCUCGGCAUACGUAUCAACAGUCCACGACACAGAAUCCGGUACAAAAUAUUACCACAAUGAAGACCGCUGAUCCGAAUAGCGUCUUAGCUAACAUCGUUACUUUUGGUUACGUUUCUUACAAGAUUGUGUACAAAAAACAAGACAAGUUUUACUUAUACUUGGGCGGUGGAUUGAUUGGCGGCCUGUUGUCUAUAUUGUGUGUCGUGGCGGCCAAAUUCGUCUGGCAGCGUUCCAGGAGACAUUUGGACAACAAACAUAAGUCCGAUAACGCCAGCCAUGACAUGUCAAUCGACCCAAACGCAUUUGGCGAUAACAUUAGCGAAGUAGACGCCGAUAUUGAUCUAACGGAUAUUACGCAAUUUCCCAUCACCGUUAUACCCACACAACAGUUAUCGCCAAGCGAAGUGGUGAGAUAUGGAAACGAAGGUAUUGCGCCCAAAAGUCUGUGUAGGAAUGACAGCUCGCAAUAUUAUUAUGGAUGACAAAAUGGCGGCAAGGAGACGGUCAGCCGGCUGCCUUGCUCAUCCCAAACGCCAGCAAAUCCUGCCGCAUCGAGAAUGUAUUGUUUCUAACGGACGGGAUCGUUGCUUGCCCAAGAAUGAGCUUAGCAAAACCCAACUUAAAAGACUUUCGAAUUUACUUUAGUCUAUAAUUUCUUUUGUUUACGUAUAAUGUAUGUAAUGUAUAAAUAAAUAUCUGCGUAUCAGUCGAAUCGUGUUAUAUAAUUUUAAGUAUAUAUUAUUAUUAUUAUUAUUAUUAUAUGAUUAAUUUACCGGUGUAAAUCAAUAAACUCAAAACCAAAGAACGAUGCCAUUCGAGAAACGAAUCGAGAACAAUCAAUGUGAAUAAUUGAUGUAUAAUAUUGUUAUGUAUUACAUCAAACGAGUUUUAUAAUCUGUGAACAUUGUGUAAUGUAAAAAUAUGAAGAGGGUUACAGCUUGUUCGUACAGACAAUUCAUGUCCAUUACCAUAAUGAAUAUGUUGCUAUUGAUUUUUUUCACUUAAAAAUAACCGUAACCGACGAAUAGAACCUCGUAAAGUGAUAAUGACUAAUUUAAUAAAUUUAAACAUGAAAAGACACUUAAUCUUGGUAGUAUGCUAUUAACUUUUGACACGUAAAAUAAGUAAAAUUACAAUAAAACUUAUUUUAAAACUACUUAUUCGUUACAUAAAUUUAGAGAUUUUUUUUUUUUAAUUCGAAACAAACGAAUUCUAGGGAUUGUCGUUUUUAAAUAGCAUAGUUUCCAAAAAAAAUAUUUUAUACUUAAAUAAAAUAAAAUACAUUACCAUAAAUAUGAAUAAAUAAUACAGUUUCUGAUAAUUUUCAGUUUUCACAUAAAUAACUUUUAAUUUGAGCGCUACCACAAUGUCUUGUACCUGUACAACUUAGAAAUAUUUUGAAUAUACUACAUUCGUAAUUAAAAAUUAUAGCAUAAUGAAAUCAUAAAAAAAUUUAAAUAAUUUUCUUAUAGUUAAGAAUUCGAUUAGUUUUUUUGUAACAUAUUAUAUAAUAUACAUAUAUGUAAUAAACGAUUUACUAAUGGUGGAUAAUCUGUUUUUCCUUAGCAAUCUUGAUGAGGAUUUAAAAUGACACCUAUAAUCGCAUAUUAUGCCAACCAUGAUGAAAAUCUAGUAUUAAACUCCAUUAUUAAACAUAAUAAAUCAAAUAAUGAAAAAAUAAAGUUUAAAUUGAAAUUAAUAGAUAUUAUAGUGGUGAAAAAAAUAUUUAAUUAACACAUCACAAAACAGCCAGAGGCACAGGUAGAAUCAUAGAGGAUAUAAUAUAUCGUCCAUUAAACAUAUUAUAUUAAAUAACAGUAUAUUUAACAUAGGUAUAUUAAAUAGUUAUUAUAUUACAAUAUAUUUCUGUAGUACAUGGAUAUAAGACAUUUUUACGCACAAAACAGUAAAUAAUAUAAAAUUAUUGUAACAUAACAAUAUUUGGUUAAGUAUAAAAUUAAAUCAGAGCCAUAGGUACACACGCAAUUAAAAAAUGUAUACACGGAACAACUAUAAAAUAUAUGAUAUUUCUUAAGAAUAACUUUAGAGCUAAGAAUAACAAGCCAAAAUUGAUCUCUCGAUUACUUAAAGGCUAUAGCACUUAAAUAAUAUAAUAUUUACAAAUAUUUAACAAUACCUAUUACAAUUUUUGUUUUCUUAGUAUUCAAACUGUACGACUAUGCAAGUAUAAAACCUUCUCAGUAGAAAACCAUUAAUAAUUUAAAAGAUAUUGUUUUGAAGUAAAAAUCAACGCAAUCGUUACACUUCUUCGUAAUAAUUAUAUUGUAUAAACGAACCAUAUCUUUAUUAUCCCAGUUUUAAAGUAUAAUAAAAUGUUAAUAUUCAUAACUGUUAAUUGUAUGUAAAGAAAUUGUAAGUAAUACGUUCAUUUCUUGUUGUAUUUUAUUAUUAUAUUUAUGUUUUUUAACUGUGUUGAUAACUAUAGCUAUGUUUAUCAUUAAAACUGUACAUUUAUUUAUGUUCUCACAAAAUGUAUUAAUUUAUUAUUUUUCUUUCUAUUUAAUACUUUGAUGAACAAAAAAAAAAUGUUAAAUAAUGUAGUCAAUACAAUUUAUUUAUUCAAUUUAAUUAUUAUACAGUAGGUAUAAUAUACAGUUUAAUCAUUAUAAUAGAUAUUGUUUCAUUAUGUACUUACCUAAACAAUUUUUUUAUUUAUUUUUCAUUAAAUCUCAAUGCAAUGUAAA